Molecule: messenger RNA, 1695 nt
Organism: Penicillium argentinense
Lineage: Eukaryota; Fungi; Ascomycota; Eurotiomycetes; Eurotiales; Aspergillaceae
Exons: 1
Coding region: 1-1695 (564 amino acids)
Cellular component (GO): mitochondrion
Molecular function (GO): nucleic acid binding; ATP binding
Source: RefSeq, a predicted model, not a curated record
AUGGAGGGUCCUCAAAUCGAAGAUGGCGCCCAGCCAUAUUCAUCUAUGGCUGGCAAGCUGGAUGCCAAACUUCUUCAGGCUCUCGAUGUGAUGGGCUUCACUUCCAUGACGCCUGUCCAACAGCGUGUUUUAACCGAGCUUCCCAAUUGGCGCAGUGAUUGUCUCGUCCAGGCUAAAACUGGCACUGGAAAAACCCUCGCGUUUCUGCUUCCGGUUCUGCACUGCCUUCUGCAAGGACACGCGCCGCCAAAGGGCCAAGUCGGCAUCUUAAUUAUUACUCCGACAAGAGAACUUGCUCAGCAAAUCGCCAAGUCAUGCGAUCAGCUCACCUCCCAACUCGCCCAGAAACUGGAGUGCCACAUUGCAGUCGGCGGGACUGCUCGCCAGUCGGCUCAUUCUCGCUUCAUGAAGGGAUCGCCGUCCUUGCUGGUGGCAACCCCUGGACGACUCAAGGACUAUCUGUCUGAUGAAUCCACGGCCGAAAAGCUGUCCAACAUCAAAACCCUGAUUCUGGAUGAGGCCGACACUAUGCUCGAGACCGGCUUUAUUGCCGACAUCAAGAAGAUUCUCCAACUUAUCCCUCCCAAGAGCACCGGCUGGCAAGGCAUGUGUUUCUCAGCUACUGUUCCGCCCAAAGUCAAGGAUGUUAUUAGCAUUGUCUUGAAGCAGGGCUACAGUAACAUUUCAACCAUCCAGAAGAACGAAACGCCAACCCACGAGAGAGUGCCUCAGUACCACGUGCUUAUCCCGGGUGUUGCAGAGACCUUCAACGCGUUGGCCGCACUCCUCAACCUCGAAAUCAAGAACAACGCGAAGAUCAUUGUCUUCGGUGUCACCGCGAACAUGGUGGCUCUUUUCGCUCGCGCCUUUUCUCAGGGCCUGACUCCUUUGAAGGUGUUCGAGAUCCACUCCCGGCUCAGCCAGAAUGCUCGCACACGGACAACGACCCAGUUCAAAGAGGCAGAUUCCGGCAUCAUGUUCGCUUCUGAUGUUAUCGGCCGCGGAAUGGAUUUCCCUAAUGUCGACCUCGUCGUUCAGGUCGGUCUACCCCCGAAUGGCGAGCAAUACGUUCACCGUGUCGGUCGUACUGCCCGAGCUGGAAACGACGGUCGCGCCAUCAUUCUUCUCACCCAAGCCGAAUCGUUCUUCAUGAAAGUGAAUCGCCACUUGCCUAUCAAACCCCAUCCUGACACAGACAAAAUCAACGAAGACGCAUCUGCGUGCGCUGACGCUGUGAACAAUGCCAUGUACGAAGUUGAUGAAGAAACCAAGCAGCGCGCCUAUUCUUCUUAUAUCGGUUUCUUUGCUGGCUCGGGUCUUCUGAAGCAGGUCCGUCUCGACAAGCCUGGUCUCGUACAACUCGCAAACGAACUCGCAGUGAAGGGUAUGGCAUGCCCCGAGCCUCCGCCCAUGGACAAGAAGGUCAUUGGCAAGAUGGGUCUGAAGGGUGUUCCUGGCUUCAACUAUUCAAGCGGUGGUGAUCUGAGGGGAGGAAACGCUGCUCGAGCGCGGCCUCGCGAACGUUCCAAGAGCAAACACCGUGAUGCGCUUAGCCCUGGAGCCGGUCGAAGAGAUCAGAGAGGUGGUAUCGAUAAAAACCGUGAAGCUCAGAAUGGGGGUGGUCGUGGAGGUGGCCGCGGCGGCCGCGGCGGCCGUCGCGGGCGUGGCGGUAAGAAGGGACCUGCAUCAUCAUGA